AUGUUGUCCAAAAAGGAAGAGAAGCGAUCCUUCAGCAACGGAUCGCUGAGAGACCAGUGGGAGAAGAGAGCCCAGAACAUGGAGGACCAGUGCAAACAGGAGGCUGAAUUUAGGCGGAGAAGCUCCCUUAAAGUUCUGUUCUCUAAGUGGACGUAUCACUGGUCUAACGGAGACCAGGCCAAGGACCAGAUUUCUGACUUCAGGAGGGUUACGACACAAACAGAUGAAGCAGAAAAAAAGCCUAAAAUCAAAUUUAAAAUCGUUCCUCCACCUCCAAAACCCAAAGCUGAGCCUCCUCCUCCUCCACCUCCCACCAGGAGGUCCUCCUCCCCCAAACCUCACAUGCAGAAGCGUAAGGUGGAAGUAGACAUUUUUCGGUUGUGCUGGAGGGAGUCCUGGAAGAGCCGGAAGCCUCCAAAGUACCUUUACCUGAAGGCCAAAGAGGCUAAAGAAAGGAGGGCAUUGCUGAUGGCCAUCGAGUUUCCCAAAAACAAGAAAUACAAAUCCAAGGCGUUUGGAUCGGAAGCGGAAUGGAUGAGUCUGAGUUAUAAAUGGAGUCAUUCCUGGAAGCAGGUGAAAAGUCCAUCUCAGUCAGAGCACUCAGAGAACACAGACUUCCUGUGGGACAUCCUGUUUGAAAAGACGAUGGGCAGCAAGGUGGAAAUAGGAGAAUAUCGACUUCCGGUUUGGGCUGGAACCUGGAAGAUCAUGAACUUUCCCUUCAGGCAGCAGAAGAAGAACUGGGACUGUGGUUGGGAAAACUACCAGCAGGAUCCAAGCAGCAAGACGGACAAACUCUGCCUGAUUGAGCAACAGAUGGAUCAGGAGGAGCCUGAAGGCUGGGAGGACUCAUGGAAACUCUCUGGAGCAGAGUUUGAUGCAGAAGAUGUAGAGGAGGAGAGCUUUUCCAUCAGUGAAGGCUCAUUGGCAGUGAGCAUGAAUGAGUGGCUGAUGCCAGGAUGGAGCAGAUGCUGCCUGCUGGCUGCAGCUCCUCCUGACGAGUUCGAGGAACGAAAGAAAAGCUGGAGUUCCAGUUGGGGAUUCCAGCAGCAGAUCAGAUGGUGCGGCGGCUCCAUCUCCUCUCAUCACAAACACAGCAGCAAUCUGAGCAGGAGAAGGAGAACCAUAACCUCCCUCCUCACAGCCAGCCUCUCUGAGGAGAGCACUGACCUCAGCGAGUGGACGGAGGCCUGGAAGGCUCCAAAAGCACAGAGUAAACUAGAAGCUGAUGAUGAGCUGGAUGAAGAGGAAACAGGGAGUGAAACUGAGGAAAAUGAGGAAGAUGAAGCAGAUGACAGCCAGGAUGAGGGAGAAGAGGAUGAAGAGGAUGAAGGAAUGGAGGAGGAGAAAGAUGAAGAGGAGGAGGAACAAUUUAACAGAGAUGAGGAGAAGAAGGAGGAGAGCAGGAAUAAAAUAUUCCAAGAUUUUAACAGGAAGAUUGAGCAGGAAAUAGGUGAUGAGGAGGAAGAUGAAGGGGUAGAUGAGGAGGAGGAAGAUGAAGAUGAUGAAGAUGAUAAAGAGAAAGAAAAUGACAAAACAGAGAGAGGAGAGGAUGACGAGGAGGAGGAAGAGGAGGAAGAAGAGAGUGGAGAAGAGGCUGUCAUCACAACGAAGGAGAGGGAGGAAGAUGUCACUGAAGAGGAGGAAGAGGAAGAUGAAGGAAAAUUGGACAGUGGUGAUGAAGAGGAGGAAGAAAAAAACGAUUCAGCUGAAAAAGAAAGAAAGGAAAAGAUCAAUGAGGGGGAUGAAGAAUUAUAUGAGGAAGAGGAGGAAAACCCCAAAACAAAAACAAUCGAGUUUCCAGAAUCUAUUACUGAUCAGGAGAAGGAGAGAGGAGAGGAGGAGGAGGAGGAGGAGGAGAAAGAGGAGAAUGAGAUUACAGAGAAGCAUGAGGAAGAGAAUGAGGAUGAGGAGGAGCAGGAGGAGGAGAAAGAGGAGAAGGAGAUGGCAGAGGAGCAUGAGGAGAAGGAGUCAGGGAAUCUUGCUAAAAAAGAGGAAAUAGGACUGGAAAACAACAGAGCAGGAAAUGACGAGGAGGAGGGAAGGAAAACAACCAAAGAGGAAGAAGAACAGGAAGAUGAAACGGACGACGAAGAGGAGGAGGAUUUUCUGGACUUUGAUGAUGAAAGAAGUGAAAAUAAACAAGAAGAAGAGAAGCAGAUUCAUGAAUUAAAGAAGAAGAAUAAAUGUGAGGAUGAGGAGGGACAGGAAACGGAAGAGGAAUAUGAAGAUGCAGAUGAUGAAGGCCCGGGGAAGGAAAAAACAAACCAGCAUGAUGAAGACUUGAACCUGGAAGGGGAGGAGGAGAAGGAGGAGGAGGAGGAGAAGGAGGAGGAGGAGGAGGAGGAGGAGGAGGAGGAGGAGAAGUUUAAAGAGGAAGAAAAGAUUUACACAGAGGAAAAACAGAAAAAUGAAGAUGAUGAUGAUUGCCAGGAGUUAGAUGAGGAAGAGGUGCAAGACCAAAAACUGAAAAGAGAAGAAGAGGAGGAGGACAAAAACACAAAACAAAUGUUUGAGGAAGAUGUUGAAGAGGAAGAUGACCAGAUUCACAGUCUGGAAGAUGAAGAUCAGCAGAAUAAAGACAACGAUGAAGAGGAUGAAGAUAAGAUGGAAGAAAACAAAGACCCAAAGGAGAAAAAUGAUGAAGAGGAGGAGGAUGAAGAUGCAGCCAUUCACAGGAAGGAGAAGCAAACAGAGAGCCGGACGAGGAGUUCAGAGGAGGAAGGCAAGGAGGAGGAGGAAAGCUGUGAAGAAGAGGAGGAUGAAGAAGUAGACCAAGAGGAAGAGGAUGACAAAGAUGAAGAGGUUGAAGAAAUAAACAAAGAAAAGGAGGAGGAGGAGAAGCAGGAGGAGGAGGAGGAGGAAGAGCAGCAGGAGGAGGAGGAUGAAAGCUGUGAAGAAGAGGAGGAUGAAGAAGUAGACCAAGAGAAAGUGGAUCACAAAGAUGAAGAGGUUGAAGAAAUAAACAAAGAAAAGGAGCAGGAGGAGGCGCAGGAGGAAGAGGAGCAGGAGGAGGUUUAUGGAGAUGAAGAUAAAGAGACAGAAGAGCGACGCAGGCAAAAGAAGAAGAAACGAGUCCAAAACGUUCCUCUUCAUCUUCAGUUCCACAAACUGAACGCCUCCUUCUCAUCCUGGAGGCGCUCGUGGAUGCUGGCUGUCCCUCACAGAGGAGGAGACGAAGGAGCUGAGGAGGCAGACCAGGAGGAAGAUGAGGGAGAGGAGUGGCGGGCCUGGAAGGAGUCCUGGAGAAUCUGUCGAUGGAAGAAACCAGAUGAAGAUGAGGUGAUUUGCUUCUCCUCGGAGCACCGGAGUCAUCGACAAGCUGGACUGAAGGAGGAGGAAGGAGAACCGGCCAGGGAGUGGACUCUGAGCUACAAAAUGAACACAGCAAAAGGAGGCGAGGAUGAGGAGGAAGAGGAGGAUGAGGAGGAAGAGGAGGAAAGUUGAAACGUGAUCAAAUAUUUUGAACUGAGAGACUUUAAUGAUUGUGAGGAAGCAGAGGAAGCAGCCAGCUCCUUUAAAUCUCUAAAACCUUCCAGAACUUUUCCAGAACUUUCUAAAUCCUUCUGAACCGUCAGAGUCAUUUCUGCGACACGUAGAGGAGAGCUGCUCGCUUUUAUUUCACUUCCUCUAACUUUCAGGAAACUCCUGGAAGUUCCAACAAAACACCUGAAGUAACCUCUAAGCUUUGCCACUGGUCUGUAAAUGUCUGUUUAUAGUUGAACAAAAAUUUACAUUUUACAUCCAAACAGUUAAUAAAUGAAUUCAAAUGAUGAAUUAA
This is a messenger RNA of Cyprinodon tularosa, 3781 nucleotides long. RefSeq names its product glutamic acid-rich protein-like. NCBI's taxonomy places the organism in Eukaryota, Metazoa, Chordata, Actinopteri, Cyprinodontiformes, Cyprinodontidae. The transcript has 5 exons. The coding region runs from base 1 to 3447 and encodes 1148 amino acids. The record is from RefSeq and is a predicted model, not a curated record. Gene Ontology annotation, biological process: mitotic spindle assembly checkpoint signaling.